AUGCGGUCGCUCCUGUCACCGUUGCCCCGCGCUGUCACGUCACCCGCAUCCUCGGCGCCCCACACGCCGCCGGCAGUACCCGCGGCUAUCUGCUCAACGCCCGACCCAGACUUUUCACCGAAAGCCACUCCAUCGUUACCUGCAGCACCAACCACACCUACUGCUGUAGCACCAGCCGGGUCGCCACCUUGCGCUGCCGUUGGUACACCUGACCCGCCCACGCCGUCGACUCAGUGUCCGUAUCAACUCCUUUUAGAAAACCAAGCCCUCAAUCAGAAGAUUUUCGACCUCCAGGAGCAGAUGAAAGUCAUCCUUGACCACUCGAAAGAGUCGGAUCAGAGGCUCCUAGAGUACACGGAUCAGGUUUUUGUGGCACGUCCUUCUGUGAACGUGUCUACUUCUUCGUCUCACGCCAAAAAUAAAUAUUGUCAAGCCACAGACUCAUUUACCCGUUCUUGUGAGAGGUGUCCAAUCUUAGAAGAGGAAGUGCAAAACAUGUUGACUACCACCAAGACUCUGGAAGAAGAAAUCAAAACAUUAAAAAAUGAAAAGCUGUUGCCUUUUGAAAAACUCAACAGCGACAGCCGUGCCCGACAUCUUUCCAGUAUGAUGAGGGCGGGGGUGGACGGUGUUACUAAUGUAUGUGGAACCUGCAAACCUGGAGCCGGCCUCCUCAACACCAUCCCAGACGCCGCCCCUCCUCCGGACAACUGCUUCAUCUUGAUCUCCGCGAACAACGAUGUGGCUGCAGGGAGGGCAGAACAUAAUCUUCAAUAA
This is a messenger RNA of Homalodisca vitripennis (glassy-winged sharpshooter), 777 nucleotides long. Its product is annotated as swi5-dependent recombination DNA repair protein 1 homolog. NCBI's taxonomy places the organism in Eukaryota, Metazoa, Arthropoda, Insecta, Hemiptera, Cicadellidae. The transcript is spliced from 2 exons. The coding region runs from base 1 to 777 and encodes 258 amino acids. The record is from RefSeq and is a predicted model, not a curated record.